Messenger RNA from Suillus paluster, 1565 nucleotides. RefSeq lists its product as uncharacterized. The record is from RefSeq and is a predicted model, not a curated record. NCBI's taxonomy places the organism in Eukaryota, Fungi, Basidiomycota, Agaricomycetes, Boletales, Suillaceae. The coding region runs from base 351 to 1403 and encodes 350 amino acids. The transcript is spliced from 2 exons.
GAACAACUAAUUUGUUUCUCUAAACUUGUAUCAAGUCCAUCUUGCCUGCGAGAUGUUCGGUGAAUCAGACUCGGAGAGCCCACGAGUGCCAUCCCCAUGGGACUCACUCACUUCCGUCCCUCCAAGCACCUCCACACAACGAAAUCCUUCGACGAGGCAUUCCGCAACUAGUUCCAGAGAACGAAGAGGGUAAUGUAGAGUACAAACUUCAUCUCCUUUCCCCUUCCCCCUCUCGCUUCACCCGCCUUGUCACACAGCUCAAAUGGCGUCUUCUGGAAGGCGGCGGACAGGCGUACUAUGAGCUCGGUGUUGCCGACUCUGGCGUACUCAUAGGGCUGGGGAGACAAGAGAUGGAGGAGACAUUAGGCACCCUCGAAGAAAUGGCUGGCGAGAUCGGCGCCAGCGUGAUAGUAGUGAAGGAGAUCGAGGUACCGGCGGAGGUGAGCGGAGUUGUCGAAGACUGGGGUGGAGAUGGACGCAAACGAAGGAGACAGAGGCAAUUAAUGGGUGACGACUCAGAAACCACAACGACUACGGAGACAGAGCCAGAGCCAGAGACUACUGACGUGGACGAUGAUCCUCCUCCAACAAACAACCAUGUAGAAAUGUUCUGCAUGGACGAAGACGGUGACUCGUCAUUAGACAGCGCGGCGUUUAUCCUGGACCUUGAGAUUGCGACCGUGUACAAGCCUCGCCCAUUCCGCCGCCGUGUUGCGAGCACCGUGCAAGGCUAUUCGGAUAGGCGCAAAGGCAAGGGCAAGAAACCUAAGCAUUUGCUUGCGCAUACCUGUACCCAGCCUAAUUCACAUUCCGAGCAUCAUACGCAUCACUCACACCACUCUAAUAUCCACAAUCAUCCAGACUUUACGCACUCAACUGAACCUCAAACCCACUUAACGUCCGAAAACAAGCAAUCCAAGCGCCGCGCCGCGAGAGACAAACGACGCGAAGCCAAGCAUAAUCCUCUUCUCCUACAUGUUCCAACUACAUGCAUUCAUGCCGACGAGCUGGUCUCUGGCUUGGAAUCUUUCCAUGUUACACUUGAGCUUGAAGACUUGCACCCGGCAUCCGCAUCUCCUGAAGUCGAGACCUCCGUGCACGACGAUGCGCACCUCGAUUCCCCUGCCCAAACACCGGCACCUGAGACUUUUAUUUCCCAACCUGACCCCAGUGUCAUCGAAACACACUAUGGGCUGCACCCUCCUAUCAUUGCGGAACCAUAUCAACAAACCCAGCCCGUUACAAACGAACCGGAGUCCCCAACUGAAAUUAUCUUAAUAUCAUCCAAGUCUCCUGCUGCUGAACUUGAGACAGAGCCUCGCCUCAUCGUCGAGGCGCUUGUGGUUCGAAAGAUGUCACUGGAGGAGGCAUUUCUGGACUUUGGAGGGUUCUCAGUGUGUUGAUACGAGUAUGUUGGCGCGGACUUGUAGCACUAUCUUUUUUGUGCGAUUUCUGGGACUGAUUUAUUGUAUUGCAUGUAUCGUAUUAUCAUUCGUGGCCUAUGCACACAAUUAGAGGAAUGGAGCAUGGCUUCCCAUAUAACAAUGUGAUGGGGGUGUAAACAA